AUGGUAUAUUUCUAUUUUAUAGGUUCAACACUAUCAGCUAAUCUAUCAUCUUUAAAUGUUAGUUAUUUGUCUCAAUUAAUGAAUUCAUCUAUUGAACAAAAUAAUAACAUGAAUAAUCAUAAAGAUUUUGAUUAUAAAUAUGAAUAUGAGUUACUACAAAAUUCAGUACAAUCCAAUGAAUUCAACAGUUUAGCAUUUAGUACUCCUACAUCAAACAUUUCUGAAUUAAAUAUUUGGGAAAAUAAAAAUGAUAGAUGGAAUCAUUCAUUCAAUUGUAAUAUGAUACCUUAUAAGUCAUCUAUUUCAUAUAACCCUAAUCCUUUGGAAAAGAAUCAAUUUGUUGAAGUUCAAAAAUCUUUCCCUAUUAUUAAUACAUCAAAUUACAUCAUAGAUUGUAAUAGUUCAUUUACUAAAGUGAAUUUCUUCGAGUACUUUUUAUCUACAUUGAAUCAAUUUCAAUAUUUCAAUAUGAGAUAUAAUUUAUCAAAUUUAUAUAAAUGGUAUCAAUUCUAUUAUGAACAAUAUAUUCAAAAUAUAAUGUUGACAAUGAUUGAAACAAAUGAAGAACCAUUAGAUUUAUCAUUGAAGACAGAUUUAAUUGUCAGUAAAUCAGUAUGUCAGCAACAACAAGAACAACAGGAGUUACCAAGUGAACAAUUAACUCAAUCCAAUAAAACAUUCAAUGAAUCAUUAAAAAUUCAUUGUAAUUCUUCUACAUAUUUAUUAUAUGAUAAACAUUUAAAAAAAGAUGAUCAUUUAAUUCAAGCAAAUAUAUUAAACAUCCCAAUGAUAUAUCCAAAUGAAACUUCUACUAAACUAUCAUCAAAUGACUAUUCUAUUCAUUCAAAUAAUUUUCUAUCAAAAAAAUCUUUAUCUAAAAUAAAAAAUUAUUCAUUAAAUAUAACAAAUAAAUUAUUAUCACCAUGCAAAAUUAAAAAAAUCAAUAAUAAUCAUCAUCAUAAUCAUACCUUAUCAACUAAUCAAUUAUAUUUCAAUAAAUCAAUAAAACAUUCAUAUACACAAAAUGAAUUAUCUGAAGCUGUAAAAGCUAUUUGUUUUGGUCAAUUAGGUACACGUAAAGCAGCUAAUUUAUAUGGGAUACCAAGAUCAACAUUAAGAAAUAAAAUAUGUAAAUUAAAUGAAUUAAAAAAAUUAGAAGAAAAACGUUUAGGUGGUAAAUCAAUUGUAUUAUCACAAUUUCUAUUAAAUUUAAUUGAAUUCAAUAAAUUAUAUCAAUAUUCAAUAAUCAAUAAUAAUAAUAAUAAUAAUAAUAAUAAUAGUAAUAAUAGUAAUAGUAAUAAUAAUGAUUAUUAUGAUUAUGAUCAUUAUAAUAAUUCAUCAUUAUUAACUAAUAAUAAAGGACAAAUAACAAAAUUAUGUUUAUCAAAAAAUUAUAUUAAUUAUUUAAUGAAUACAGCUAAUAGAGUUGCAUCAAUAUUUCAGGUGAAUUGUCGAAGAAGUUACAUGUAUAAAAGGACUUUAGAUCAUAAAUCAAAAAAUGGAAUAGAAAAAUCAGUUCAUACAAAGAAAAAAUUGGCAUCCAUUCAUAAAUUACGAUGUUCCCAUCAACAAACAAUUAAUCAAUAA
This is a messenger RNA of Schistosoma curassoni, 1587 nucleotides long. The record is from the annotation of a GenBank genome assembly. NCBI's taxonomy places the organism in Eukaryota, Metazoa, Platyhelminthes, Trematoda, Strigeidida, Schistosomatidae.